This is a messenger RNA of Branchiostoma belcheri (Belcher's lancelet), 1195 nucleotides long. RefSeq names its product neutral cholesterol ester hydrolase 1-like. Gene Ontology annotation, cellular component: membrane. The transcript is spliced from 5 exons. Bases 1 to 1191 code for a protein of 396 amino acids. NCBI's taxonomy places the organism in Eukaryota, Metazoa, Chordata, Leptocardii, Amphioxiformes, Branchiostomatidae. Gene Ontology annotation, molecular function: carboxylic ester hydrolase activity. The record is from RefSeq and is a predicted model, not a curated record.
AUGAGGUCGGUUGCCGUGUUCGCUGCUGCAGUGCUGUUCCUGGCCUACUACUGUAAUGAGCCUGUUCCAGACGGUGUCACCGACGCUGGGGCGUACCGUGCCAUGGGGAUAUUCUUCAGGACACUGGGGCAUGUGGCGAGACUCGGCGAAAAGCUGGGGAUUGCCAGAGAGCCGCACAUCAGACGUGACGCCAUAUCCUUACUGACAAACGUCGCCAGGAGGUUCAAGUCCGACCACAGAACCGGUCUGAAGGUCACGGACACGACAUUCGACGGGGUCAAAGUUCGGAUCUACGAGCCUGCUGCAGUUCAGGCGACCGACGCUAGGAGGACAGGCCUGGUGUUCUAUCACGGGGGAGGAUGGGCGGCACUGGCGAUGGAUGACGUCGAUGAGAUGAUGGCCCACAUCGCAAAGCAGCUGGGCAACGUGCUUGUCGGAGUAGAUUACCGAUUGGCUCCCGAGUACCAGUUCCCCGCCAGUUUCGACGACUGCCUGGUCGCCACGAAGUUCUUCCUACGUCACACGGAGGACUACAACGUCGAUCCAAAGCGCGUCGGCGUGGGCGGGGACAGCGCUGGCGGUAAUCUGGCCGCUGCCGUCGCGAUCGCCAUGACGAAAGAAAAAGAGUUCCCAAAGUUGAAGGUCCAGACGUUGUUAUACCCAGCUCUGCAGGCGUUUGACUUCAACACGGACUCUUACAAGGACAGCGGACACCUAAACACUCUACCUACUGAUCUCAUGAUCUCCUUCUGGCUGUGGUAUCUGAACGACGAUCUGUCGUCUUUCCACACCUUAAAGGCCAACAACCACACCACAGAAGCACUGAAGAGGUCACAGUAUGCCGGGUACGUGAACACCAACCUUAAGACCACCACCCCUGUGAGUAAGAACAACAUCAAGUUUCCCGCCAUAGACAGGAUUGAGACGAUUUUAGACCCUCGCUUUGCGCCACUGAUGGCUGAUGACGUAGAUCUAAAGAAGAUGCCGCCUACCUACGUCAUGACGGUUGAGCAUGACGUACUGAGGGAUGACGGCGUCAUGUACGCACGUCGGCUGGAGAAGCUUGGAGUGCCCGUCCGACAUGACCACUACAAACACGGCUUCCAUUGCUGCCUGCUCGAUGUGAACGCGAUAGACGUAGGAAGGGAGGCCAUGGAAAACUACGUGUCGUAUCUCAAGAAAAAUCUUUGAGUUC